AUGAAUUUUGUGAAAUUUACUUACUCCAAGUUGUAUCCUGAGAGAGAAUUAGAAUGUCAAGUUAAUAAAGUGCAUAGUAAUAUAAAAGCACUUUUUAAUGAGUAUUACACCUUGUCAAGUUCAAGAGCUUCCAACAGUUGUGCAGCUCAAAAUUUGAGUGUUCAAAAUGGUGGGAAUUUUGCUGCCCAAGAAGGGAGUGAUUUUUUUCAGGAAUAUGUUGCAACACAGGAACGUGGUGGUAAUGUAUUAACUGACUUGUCAGAGUUAGAUGAAUAUCUUGGCGAGACGUACAGAGGUUGUCUAAAUUCACUAGACAUCCUAAACUAUUGGAAGAACCAUGAACAACAAUAUCCAGUACUUUCAAGAAUGGCAGGGGAUAUUUUGUCAAUUCCUAUUUCAACCGUCGCAUCGGAGUCUGCAUUUAGCAUUGGAGGAAGGGUGAUUGAUCGAUUUCGCAGUUCCUUAUUACCUGAAAAUGCUGAGGCGUUAAUAACAACUCGUGAUUGGGAAUAUGGAAUUGGAAAAGAAGAUAUGGAUGAGGACAAUGUGAUCGUUGAAGAAGAUAUAUUAGGAUUUGAACCUGACGCAGUGGAGGAUGGGGCAGUGGAGGAUGUGGAGGAAAUUCAUAUUGAAUAGUUGGAGCAACU
This is a messenger RNA of Papaver somniferum (opium poppy), 647 nucleotides long. RefSeq names its product zinc finger BED domain-containing protein DAYSLEEPER-like. Bases 1 to 636 code for a protein of 211 amino acids. NCBI's taxonomy places the organism in Eukaryota, Viridiplantae, Streptophyta, Magnoliopsida, Ranunculales, Papaveraceae. The record is from RefSeq and is a predicted model, not a curated record. The transcript has 4 exons. Gene Ontology annotation, molecular function: protein dimerization activity.